This is a messenger RNA of Amoebophrya sp. A120, 1159 nucleotides long. Lineage: Eukaryota; Dinophyceae; Syndiniales; Amoebophryaceae. The record is from the annotation of a GenBank genome assembly.
GGACGAGCUUCGCUUAUUCGUGGUAAGAAACUCGCUUUGCAAGGACACAAAGCUCGCGUCCGAGUCGUGCUUUGCUUUUUGGAACUCAACUCGGCGCUAUUAGUUUCCUUCUGUGUUGUACCACGACAGGAAGUGUAAAGUACGAACAGCCUAAUUUGGACUUUCUUAUUCGUUUUCGUAUAAAUGCUUUGCGUGAAGAACAAUAAAGCACAAAAUUCCUCGGGUCGUUUCCGUUUCGACUCGAAAAUCAUUCGAAUUUAUCGCUCACCAGAGUGGUAUUGCUUUCCACUCGACAGCAGCCCUCCCACGACCAUCUAGCCAAAAAAGAUGAUGGACCCAGCCUAUCAGAUGUUGGCUUCGGCCAACGGUGUGACGACGUUUGGCGCCCAGAUGGGCCAGGGCACGGAGGGACUGAUCAACGCAGCGAACUUUGAAGAGAUGCUGAGUGCGCAGAAGCAGGCAGUCGCGGCGGUAACCCGUGCGAUGAAUGCAAGCCGUAUCGCGGAACGAACGGGCAACCUGGCGGUCAACAUCGCGAAUCGGGCGGUGCAGUCGGCGCGUGCCAUGGCGACUCUCGAGGAACAGGGCGUCCGAAGUCCAUACACCGCAAACGAACGACCGAUUUUGGAAAUGGGGCCCAGCCCUUUCGUGAAAGCGUCCUGUAUGCCACUCGCAGGUUUGUUACUCCCGCCGGCGGCCGUGGCUGCCUUUUCUUCCUCGUUCUUCGGCGUCAGUGGCUGUAGUGGUCCCGGAGCAGGUAUUGGAUUCGGAACCGCGGACACCAAUUGUAGUCGUGCACACCAGCAGCCAGAUGAAGUAGCUGAUGAAAACCGCCAGGAGAGAAAACGCACAGCGCGUAACGAUUCGCGGCAGUGGUGGCUGGAGACGGAGAGGCAAGAUGAUGACGUUCUCCCUUUUCGCCGCGCUACGCAAUGCCGAGUUGGCGCUCGGACUAAAAAUGUUGAAGAAGAGACGAGGGUUUUUAGAAAAGGAAAACGACGUGCAGAAGACUCCUGCGCGAAGCUUUCAUCAACAGUCACAGGACGAGGUUCUAGAUCCAGUAGCACCACGGCAAUUUGUGGUGGAUUCAUUUAAAGUGUGUGCUGUUUUUUUGCAAAGAAGCAAGCGAACUUUCACUUCAGCUGGAUAUGAUGUGAAU